AUGGCCACAUUUUCGAACUCCGAAGCCUUCUACGACGAUCUCUCUGGCAAUUCGCCACGAGCAUUUCGGAACACGCAGCUUAAUCGCCAGAAUGCCAGAAACGAUGGAUACGGAAACAUUGGGCCAGCCAUGUUUGGAAAUGAAGGACCAUUACCAACAAUGCGCUUCGACAAUGUACGGGAUGGAUUCGGCGCUCCCAUGCAGAACCAUGGCGCAGGGAAUGUUCAUUUUCCAUACGAUGCGGGCGCGGCACAAACCUGGAAUUCCAAUGGCGCGUCUCUGCAACCCUUCGGAGGCGGAAUGGGUGGUAUGCCGCAGAAUGGCAACUAUGGCCCUGCGCGAAGCGUGAAACCAAGUCGGGGCCGCGUGGGACUUUCGAACCUUUGGUCCGAACAACCUGCUCAUAUGCAACAGCAGCAAUCUGCCAUGGUUGGCCAUCGACCAGGCAUGCAAGGUCGGAACGACCCGCACGAAGACGACGACGAACUGAUACCGACUGCCAUUGUCAUCAAGAACAUUCCGUUUGCUGUGAAGAAGGAACAACUUGUUCAACUGAUGGUUGACAUGAACUUGCCAUUGCCGUACGCCUUCAAUUACCACUUUGAUAACGGGGUCUUCCGCGGUCUUGCGUUCGCCAACUUUACCUCACCACAAGAGACCGAACAAGUCAUCCAAGCGCUCAACCAUAUGGAUCUCAGCGGUCGGAAGCUGCGUGUCGAAUACAAGAAGAUGCUCCCACUCGCUGAACGAGAGCGGAUUGAGAGAGAAAAACGUGAGCGCCGCGGGCAACUGGAAGAGCAACAUCGACCCCUGCCGCAGACACAACUGCACAAUCAAGUCUCUAUGUCAUCCCUCUCGCGGAACACUCCAUCACCACUAUCACACCGUGGUAGCAAACCUGAUGUGGACAUGAAUGAUCCGAAAACGCUCGAGUUCUAUACCGAAAUGACCCUUUUUAAGCGCGAUCCUUCUCGCGAAGUUCUCAUCUUCCCGCCGACGCUGGAGCCACACCACCGCCGCGUCGUGCACACACUUGCUCAUCAUAUGGGCCUGAUGCACACCUCCCGUGGUACUGGGGAACAGAGACAAGUCCAUAUCCACCGACCUGCCCCAGGCACCAACGUAAGUCCACCGACUCUCGCGGGUGGCUUUAGUUCAAACGACGGUUUGCGCCAGACUCUAGGCAGAUCUUCCACCGCCGACUUCAGCGAGGGAAGGCCAUAUGAUGGUCCUGCCUUUAAUACUCUGCGAGGGCAGUCUUCUGUCGGUCUCCUGGACGUUAUGGAUUCCAAUGCUUUUGGUCGCGCAACUGACAACAACCUUCGCAAUGCAAAGUCAUUCGCCGACCUGCGUUCCUGGAGCCCUUCGCCGGUUCCUUCGUCGGCAAGCUUCCCAGCGGCUCUGCAGACCAAUGGCGCACGUCUCCAAGCCUUAAAUGACACCGCUGGGUCCAGCACUCCUACCUUGGCACCCACCGCGAUGCCCACUGGCCCGAACGCCAACCGAGAUGAACCAUUCCUCAUUUCCUCCUUUUCCAACCUCUCCAUGGGCAACAAUGCAGGUUCGCAAACCAGUCCUCGCCGUCAGCGAAGCUUUUUCGGGAACGGGCCGGAAUGGAAUGAUAAUCAAACGCCAUAUCAGACCGCUGCUCCUAUCGGCAGUAAGCGGACGGUCAGCAUUGGGCCCGACAAUCCAGCCCCAAACUCCAACCCAAUGCGGCAAUCUCGGGGACCAGGCUCGACCAACACCAUCGGAUUCCGCCGACAGAAUGGACGGGGCAGCGACGAAUUAAGAGCAGCGGCAUCCGCCAUUGCUGAAUGA
Capronia coronata CBS 617.96 is the source of this 1821-nucleotide messenger RNA. RefSeq lists its product as uncharacterized. Gene Ontology annotation, cellular component: nucleus; cytoplasm. NCBI's taxonomy places the organism in Eukaryota, Fungi, Ascomycota, Eurotiomycetes, Chaetothyriales, Herpotrichiellaceae. Gene Ontology annotation, molecular function: mRNA binding. Bases 1 to 1821 code for a protein of 606 amino acids. The transcript is spliced from 3 exons. The record is from RefSeq and is a predicted model, not a curated record.